CAAGUGACAAAGGAAUUAGGAAAUGCACACUUGUCCCUAGGGACAAGUGGGAGACUGAAGGAAAUAAUGCCCUUGGUCCAAGUAUGCAUUCAAUGUUAAGUCUAAUAAAUACGGUUCAGUAUUAAUUAACAAGUUAAUAAUUCAGUGAGAUCAAGUGAGCUGAAUGCCUAGCUAGAGGCCGCUUCAGUUCAAGUGGAAUUAAUGAUAUUAAUCCACAGCUUACUCUUGACUGAACCCGUAGGGUCACACAAAUAGUACGUAAACGGAUCAAGUAUUUAAUGGCAUUAAAUACUCUAUCUAUGGAUAUUCGGAAUCGACGGAUCUUGGUUUCAGUGGGAGCUGAGAUCGUCACAAGCAAGAAAUGAAUACUCCGGAAACGAUGAUAUUGCCGGAAACGGAAAUAUAGAUCGUAUCGGAAAUAUAAAUAUUAUCCAAGUCGUAGAUGUUGCCAGAAACGGAAACAUGGUACGUAUCGGAAAAUAUUACCGUAAAUGGAAAUAUUGCCGGAAUCGGAAAUAUUGCCGGAAAUGGAAAUAUUGUCAGAAUCGGAAAUAUUAUCGGAAUCGAAAAAUAAUUCCUGAAACGGAAAUAUUAAAUAUUUGUUCGAAACGGAAAUUAAUUCCGGAAUCGGAAAUAUUAAAUAUUGUUCGUAUCGGAAAUGAAUUCUGAAAUCGGGAAUUUAAUCGGAAGCGUAUCGUACGAAUUAGCGUCGGACGAGGCUCGCUAGACAAAGGCCCAGCACGAAGCCAGGCCAUCGCCCAACAAGCCACACGCAUCACCAACACACGCCAAGCCUCGACCAGGCCCAGCGCAAGCCAGGCCCAGCCGAAGCCAUAGGCGCGCGCGGACAGCAGCAUGGGCCGAGCGUUGUGCGCUCAGCGUGGGCCGCAAGGCCUGCGCGGGUGUACGGUGCUCGUGCGAUGCUCGUGUGCGAAUCCUAAAGCUAUCAGGAUUCGAUAAAAGAUUAAAUCCUAAACCUAUUAGAUAAAGUUUAUUUAAUAGAGUCCUAGAAGGAUUCUAAUUAAAUUAAUUAGUAUCCUAAUAGGAUUCCAGUUCCUUUUCCAUACCUCUAUAAAUAAGUGCCUAGGGUCAUUAUUUACAGAGACGAUUGAAGUAUUCUAAAGGGUAAGUUUUUGAAAGAAAAUUCAGCCAUACACUUGCACUAACCUAGCCGAAAAUCUAUACUACCUUAAGGGCCAUUCUAGUUGGUCAAACUUGAGGCGGAUUCGGACGUACUGUGGACUAUCUGCGGAGGGACGACAUUUGGAGUCCUAAAGACUUGUUCUUGUUCGGUUCGGGCGCAGCUAGGGAAGGCACGCUACAAAGUGAAUUAAGGAUGCUACCUUCUAAGUUCACCAGUUUAGGAUACUUAGAGAAGAUGGAUAAUGAGACUCCUCGCACGUAUGUUCAGAAGAUCGUGUUUGCUUGUGACUAUUUGGCUUCGACCAAGAACAUGCCCCACCUUAGGCACAAAGAUAUGAUGGCUAGUAUGAUUAUACAUUGUUUACCCCAUAAGAACCCCUACAUAGACCUCAAGAAUAGGUUCAGUGACAUGCAUUAUAGUGAUGGUACCCCUAAUUGGUACAAGUAUGGGACUAGUGAUGGUAGGUGGAAGUAUGAUUCUGAGGUUCUUGCUACUAUCCUAGAGGUUGCGGAAAUUAGCUAUGAGGAUGGAAAGUAUUCUGCGGGUUUUGGUAUGGGCUAUGGAGGAAUAGAAAGUGAUGGUGAGGAUGAUAUGAUCCAUGAUGAGAAAGCUAGUGAUGUUGAGGAGGAUAGUGAUGAUGAUGUGGUAGAGAUUGAGAAUCCUAACCCUAUAGUUCCUGAACCAACCAUUGAGAUAUCCAGUGGAUCUGAAGAUGAGCUUGAAGAGAAUAAUGUGGUUGAUAGUGAGCCACAGCAAAAUGAUGAGGCUAUGGAUGAAGAAUCGGAUCCGGAAGAAGACUUGGAUGAUCCUAAUGAUCGAGACUUUACUCCAGAGCAAUACAAGGAAAGAAAUGAUCGUUGUGAUGACGUUAGUCUCUAGAGAAAUGUAAUCCUUAGUUUUAUUUUUCGUUGAAUAAUAAAGUAGCAAAGCUACUAUUUAUGGUUUUUAGUUUUAUUAUAGUUGGAGAAUAAAUGUUAUGGAAUUAGUGGA
Messenger RNA from Spinacia oleracea (spinach), 2134 nucleotides. RefSeq lists its product as uncharacterized. Bases 1337 to 2023 code for a protein of 228 amino acids. Lineage: Eukaryota; Viridiplantae; Streptophyta; Magnoliopsida; Caryophyllales; Amaranthaceae. The record is from RefSeq and is a predicted model, not a curated record. The transcript is spliced from 2 exons.